UAUAGUACUACCACAAAUCUCAAUCUCAAUACCAAAGUUUCAAACAUGAUUGUUGACAAGCUCACGAUCAAACAUUUCCUAUUUCCGCAGCUUCUCAUCCUAUUUUAUCUCUUUAUGAUCACUAAUUUCUUCUCUCUACUAACCUCAUUUACAUUUGCAAGUGCUAUGUACUUCAACUUCACCAGUUUUAGUAACACAGACACCAACAUAUUCUAUGAGAGAGCUUACCCUGAACUUGAAAACCAAGCCAUCCAACUCACGGGCGACAAACUCAUAAAUCAGGUGAUGGGUCGAGCCACUUAUUUCAAACCCAUGCACCUUUGGGAUAAGACCUCCGGAAACCUCACAGAUUUCACAACCCAUUUUUCCUUUGUCAUUGAUUCGCAGAAUCAACCUAAAUUUGCUGACGGGCUGGCCUUCUUCCUCUCACCAAACGAUUCCAAGAUUCCUAUGGGGGCUUAUGGUCGCGUUUUGGGUCUUACUACCCAAGCUGAGGCAUUAAACUCAGUGGCUAAUCCUUUUGUUGCAGUGGAGUUCGAUAUCUGGUCCAAUUUCGAAUGGGAUCCGGAGGGGGAACAUGUAGGUAUUGAUAUUAACUCCAUGAAAUCUGUUGCUAAUGCGUCAUGGUUUAGUGAUAUUACUAUAAUGGAAGGGAGAAUAAAUGAAGCUUUGAUUAGUUACAAUUCUAGUUCAUAUAAUUUGAGUGUUGUCUUCACUGGUUUUAAAAACAAUCGUACUAUAUUCCAAACACUUUCUCAUAUUGUUGAUUUGAGAAAUCUCCUUCCCGAAUGGGUUACUUUUGGAUUCUCAGCCGCAACAGGAGCAGAAAGCUGCGUAAUGCAUACUAUUUAUACUUGGAAUUUUAGUUCAAGUUUGGAAAUUGAUAAUAACAUUAUUAGCCCAGAAGGUCCCAGUCCAGCCCUCUCCUCUAAGAAAAGGAACACAAAUAGGUUAGCUGUGGAAUUCAGUGUUGGUGGAUUUAUUUUAGUUGGUGGGUCCGCCAUGAUUCUGUUUGCCUUGUGGAAGAUGAAUAGGAGGCAUAAAGAAGAUGAUCAUGCCCUUGAUGAAGAAUUUAAAAAGGGAACAGGACCUAGGAGGUUUUCAUACAAUGAAUUGGCUCAUGCGACAAAUGAUUUCAAUGACAAAGAAAAGCUAGGCCAAGGAGGAUUUGGUGGGGUUUAUAGGGGAUUUUUAAGGGACUCCAUUGUUGCUAUUAAAAGAGUAUCAGAUGGGUCUAGACAAGGAAUAAGAGAGUAUGCAUCAGAAGUAAAAAUCAUCAGUCAAUUAAGACACAAGAAUUUGAUACAACUCAUUGGAUGGUGCCACGAAAGAAGCAGAGGACACCUAUUACUUGUUUAUGAUUUCAUGCCUAAUGGAAGCUUAGAUUCACAUCUUUUUAGAAACGAUGCCUUAUUGAUAUGGGAAGUGAGGUACAAAAUUGUACAAGACUUAGCUUCGGCCUUGUUUUACUUGCAUGAAGGAUGGGAACGUUGUGUGUUGCAUAGAGAUAUAAAAUCAAGCAAUAUUAUGCUUGAUUCAAAUUUCAAUGCCAAACUUGGGGAUUUUGGAUUAGCUAGGCUUGUGGACCAUGAUAAUGCGUCACAAAUUACUGAUUUGGCAGGCACCAAGGGCUAUAUGGAUCCAGAAUGUGUUACAACUCGUAGAGCAAGUAAGGAAUCAGAUAUAUACAGUUUUGGAAUUGUUGCAUUGGAGUUGGCCUGUGGAAGAAAACCAGUCGACCACAAGGCCAUAGAAGAUCAAAUAGUCAUGUUGGACUGGGUAAGGGUGCUCUAUGAAAAAGGAGAGACUCUUAGUGCAGUUGAUCAAAGGCUAGGUGGAUGUUUUGAUGAGCAACAAAUGAAGUGCUUGUUGAUUGUUGGGCUUUGGUGUGCUCACUCCAAAUGCAAUCGUAGGCCUUCAAUAAGGGAAGUAGUUCAAGUGCUCAAUUUUGAAGUUUCGUUGCCUCCUCUCCAAUUAGAUAGCCCUGGAUCAUCAAAUUGUACUCCAGCAGUGAAUGAAGCUACAUCUUUUCUUUCAACGUCCAAUGGUGCUACUGAUUCUAAGGGAUGAAAAACAAAAUCCAUUUUCAAGCUUAGCUUCAAUACCUAUUCCACAGAGUUUAAUCACUCUUUGUCGCUUAUCUACUUGCAUUGUUUUGGUUGUUAGAAGUUAAACUUGUUUUAUUUGAACUUUUAUUAAAACUAAGAGUGUUGUAUAUCAAAUUAGUGUGGAAUAAAUGUGGGGGAGUUUAUUGAAAAUAAAAAUAUGUGUUCUUCUCA
This is a messenger RNA of Quercus robur (English oak), 2279 nucleotides long. RefSeq names its product L-type lectin-domain containing receptor kinase IX.1-like. Gene Ontology annotation, biological process: protein phosphorylation. Lineage: Eukaryota; Viridiplantae; Streptophyta; Magnoliopsida; Fagales; Fagaceae. The transcript has a single exon. Gene Ontology annotation, cellular component: plasma membrane. The record is from RefSeq and is a predicted model, not a curated record. Gene Ontology annotation, molecular function: ATP binding; carbohydrate binding; protein kinase activity. Bases 46 to 2070 code for a protein of 674 amino acids.